AUGGCUAACACCUUUGCAUUGAUGGUGGCCUGUGAGAUCAUGAAGCAUGGCUCCAUGGUCUUGAAUCUUGCAUUUGAAACAGAAGUCGACAAGUUAUUGUUUAGAAAGCAACCUCCUGAACCCUUCUUUGUGUUGGCUGCUAUUAAGAAGCAAACUAUGGAACAACCCCCCAACACCAAGGAAGAAACUAUGGAUGAUUUACCGUCCUCAGACUCUAUAGCGUCUAACGAUAAGGCCCUAUAUCCCAAUUGGUGCCACAGAAACCAAGCUCCAAUUUCAGCAGAGGCUAUUAAAACUCAGUUUGAAAAUUUGGCUCGUCGGUUUCAAUUCCAACACUCCAACGUUGAAAACAUGCAUGAGUAUCUCAUGUGCCAGCUCAACUCAAGGGCGUCUCGUACUUCUUGUCAACAAGCACUUUUAAGUAUUCACCGGGAUUAUAUUGGGGGCGAUAACGCCAAUUAUAAACGGUGGUACUUCGCGGUAUGGAGUGCCUUGGAAACCAAUUACUCAGUGAAGGACUGGACCGAAUACAAAUCAUUCAAGAAUCUGCAGACUCGUUUAGGUGCUGUUAUAGCUGCUACAGCACCAGUAGAAGAAGAAAGACCACAAAGUAAAUGUUCAGAUAUUUUCAGUGAAGUCUUAGAUGGCGGUACCUGCAAUCCCCUAUUACAACUAGAGUACAAAUGGAAGUUUGAUUUAUACAACGCCAGCGAAAUAGAAUAUAUUCAGCAGAUAGCAUUGUAUCUUAUGAUAUGGGGAGAGGCCAACAACGUCAGGUUUUUACCGGAAGGUAUUUGCUUUAUUUUCAAAAUUUGUUGGGAUCACUGGAAGAGUGAGAACAAGAAGGGCAUACUGUUGCCAAUUAAUUACUUUCUAGAUCAAGUAAUAACGCCCUUAUAUCAAUAUAUAAGGAGCCAGAAAUACCAAAAGACUACCAGCGGGGUGUGGAAAAGAAGAAACUUGCGUCAUGAUAAGAUAAUCUCGUACGACGACAUGAACCAGUUCUUUUGGCACCCCGAUCUCAUAAGGAACAUCAAGUUAAAGAAUGGUGAUAUUUUGUACAACGUUUCGAAGGAAGUACGGUUUCUUCACCUACAUCUUAUUGAUUGGGAUAAGUGUUUCUUUAAGACAUACAGAGAAGUCAGAUCGUGGAACCAUUUGAUAACAAAUUUUGGUCGAGUGUGGAUCAUCCACAUCACGAUGUUCUGGUUCUUCACAGCUUAUAAUCUGCCAACCUUAUACACUGUAAACUAUUCACAACUACUCAAUAACCCACCACCACCUCAAGUUCAAUUAUCGAUGGUUGCACUAGCUGGGGUGAUACCUCCCAUCAUGACUAUCUGGGGAAUUUUUUUUGAGUUCACAUUCAUUCCUAUGAGAUUCCCAGGAACACUAGCUUCUACCUUGGGAAGACUAUUCUACUGUGUUGUAAUCUUGUUAAUCAACCUAGGACCAGGGGUGUACACGUUAUGGUUUAUUCCGUUGACGGUGUACUCUAUUCAUGGGUAUUGGAUUUCGGUAGUGCAGUUUUUCACUGCAGUUGCAACCCUUGUAUAUUUUGCAAUCACACCUCCUGCCAAAUUGUUUGGUUCAUUGCUUCGUCAGAACAUGAACUCCAAUAGAACAAACGAGUUUGCAGCCACCUUUGCGCCUCUUGACAGAAAGGGUCAAAUAAACUCGUUGAUACUAUGGAUAUGUGUGUUUGGAGCCAAGUUCACAGAAUCUUAUUUCUUCCUUACACUUUCAUUUAGAGACCCUAUACGAGUGGUGGCCAUAAUGGCGACCAACAGAUGUCAUUCUGAUUCACUAAUCAGCACUAAAUGGCUCUGUGCGAACCAGCCAAAGAUUAUAUUGGUGCUUCUAAUAUUAACAGAUUUCGUCUUGUUCUUCCUAGAUACUUAUCUUUGGUAUAUUAUCUGCAAUUGCUUGUUCUCCAUUUUGCUAUCGCUUCAUCUGGGAAUAUCAGUAUUGACACCCUGGAGGAACAUCUUUUUAAGAUUACCGGAAAGAAUCUUGAGUAAAAUCGUUUACAAGAAGGCACCCGGAUCUCCAGCAAGCUUGAUAAGUUUAAUAUGGAAUGCCAUUAUAAUUUCAAUGUUCCGAGAGCACUUGUUGUCUGUGGAGCAAACACGCAAACUAUUGUUCAUAGAUUUGUCUGAUGGUAACAUUCGACCUCCGGUGUUCUUUGUAUUCCAAGAUGAUGCCUCCUUUUCUUUGAAGGACUUCUUCGUAUGCGGUAAGGAAGCCGAAAGAAGAAUAACAUUUCUUGCUCAUUCAAUCUCCACUUCAAUAGAAGAGCCUUUACCGGUGAAAGCUCUCCCGAUGUUCACCGUGUUAGUCCCCCACUAUUCCGAAAAGAUUAUACUUAGUCUUAAAGAAAUCUUGAAGCAGCCCCACCAGUCUCGCAUUUCGUUAUUGGAGUACUUGAAGCAGCUUCAUAGAGAAGAAUGGAAUGUCUUCGUAAAAGAUUCUAAAACCCUUCACAAAUUCGGCGAGGGCGAUUUCGAAGAGUCACAUGAAGCAAAUUCAUACAACGAUAUAGCCAAGCUACCAGACACAGAGGGAAGAGAUAUUUAUGCUUCUGUUGGAUCGGGGAAGGAAGAUUUAAGUCAGUUCAUGCAAAACGAAAUUAAUGAUAUUCCUUAUUACUGUGUUGGUUUUAAGGAUUCCGACUCUUUCAAACCGCUUCGAACGAGAAUAUGGGCUUCAUUAAGAUGCCAAACGUUGUACAGAACAAUCUCAGGUUUUACCAAUUAUCAGACGGCAUUAAAAAUAUUGUACCAGGCGGAAAACAAAGAGGAGAUUCAAUAUCUUUUAGCCGAAGAAGUUGAAGAGCACUUAGACCAAUUCAGUCGAACAAAGUUCCAGCUAUUAGUUUCAAUGCAAAAGUUUCAAAGUUUCAACGAAACCGAGUUAGAGGAUGCCAAAUCGUUAUUCCAAGCCUUUCCUCUGCUAAAGGCGUGUUAUUUGGAAGAGGAGAAAAUGUCAGUCGAGGAAUCAACGUACUACUCGACGCUUCUUGAUACUUCCAGAGUCAAUGAGGAGGGUAAUUACGGAGUGAAAUAUCGUAUUAAACUAUCAGGAAACCCGAUUCUUGGUGACGGGAAGGCAGACAACCAGAAUAAUGCCAUUAUUUUUAGUCGAGGCGAAUAUCUUCAAACCAUUGAUGCCAACCAAGAUAACUAUCUUGAGGAAUGCCUCAAAAUAAAGUCGGUGCUAGCAGAGUUUGAAGAACUUCGAAUCGACGCCCUGGUGGAGUACCUUCCUGGAUCGAUCGGAUGUGUUGAGCAAAGUCAAGUGGCUAUUGUUGGAGCCCGAGAAUAUAUUUAUUCGGAGAAUAUAGGGGUGUUGGGAGAUGUUGCAGCUGCGAAGGAGCAAACGUUUGGUACCCUUUUUGCCAGAACUUUGGCAGCCAUUGGAGCUAAACUUCACUACGGACAUCCCGAUUUCCUCAACUUGAUUUUCAUGACUACCAGAGGAGGAAUAUCUAAAGCUACGAGGGAACUACAUCUAAACGAAGAUAUAUAUGCUGGGAUGAACGCCAUUUCAAGAGGAGAAUCAAUGGAAAAGGGUAUCAAGAGAACGGCAACGAGAAUUUGGAAACACUUGGUCUCAUUAACACCGUUAUUCGAGGUUUUCGUGUGCAACAUUUACGCUGAAUCGCUUCGAAGAAACAUCACUUACGGAGGAGCAACAUAUAUUCCCACAGGCAGAGGGUUUGCAAUAAUCGUACCACCGAUCCUUGAUGCUCAGUUUAAAUUGGUAGACAAAACUAAGGUACGUUUGGGACCACAAAUAUCUACAUUGGUUUUUCAACCAGUAGGUCAAAAUUACAACGACACUGGAUCCAAUGCCCCGUUAAAUAUUCCGCGGCAGAAACCUUCAUACACUAUGACUACCAUUCGGUAG
Lizanozyma spartinae is the source of this 3909-nucleotide messenger RNA. RefSeq lists its product as uncharacterized. Gene Ontology annotation, cellular component: plasma membrane; 1,3-beta-D-glucan synthase complex. Lineage: Eukaryota; Fungi; Ascomycota; Pichiomycetes; Serinales; Debaryomycetaceae. Gene Ontology annotation, molecular function: 1,3-beta-D-glucan synthase activity. The coding region runs from base 1 to 3909 and encodes 1302 amino acids. The record is from RefSeq and is a predicted model, not a curated record. The transcript has 8 exons. Gene Ontology annotation, biological process: fungal-type cell wall polysaccharide biosynthetic process; (1->3)-beta-D-glucan biosynthetic process.